Messenger RNA from Olea europaea var. sylvestris, 1255 nucleotides. Its product is annotated as E3 ubiquitin-protein ligase ATL42-like. The transcript has 2 exons. The record is from RefSeq and is a predicted model, not a curated record. NCBI's taxonomy places the organism in Eukaryota, Viridiplantae, Streptophyta, Magnoliopsida, Lamiales, Oleaceae. Bases 154 to 1212 code for a protein of 352 amino acids.
CCAUGAAUCAAUUAGGCAUAAAAGUACUGUUUUUCCAUUUGGUGUUCAUAUUCUUCCAUGUGAGAGCACAAACUCCAUCAAAUGAAGAGCAAGUGCCCAAUUCGCAAGAUACAAUCAACAAUUUUCAACGAAAUCUAGCAGUUGUAAUUGCAAAUGCAAGAUGGAUUGGCUCGAUCCGGGUCUCGCGCUUCAGGAAUCGAUAAAACAGUAAUCGAAUCCCUGCCUUUUUUCAGAUUUUCGGCGCUUAAGGGUUGGAGGGAAGGCCUUGAAUGUGCUGUUUGUUUGUCGAAAUUUGAAGAUAUUGAGAUUCUUAGGUUGUUGCCUAAGUGUAAACAUGCAUUUCAUAUAGAUUGUGUCGAUCAGUGGCUCGAAAAACACUCGACUUGCCCUCUUUGCAGGCAGAAAGUAAGUGCAGAUGAUCUUUCAGAAUUUACAUAUUCGAAUAGUUUGAGAUUUUUAUGGAAUAAUCAGUCAGGGAUUAGAGAGGAAUCCGACAUAGGAUUAUAUAUUGAAAGAGAGGAAAGUUUUAAAGGAUCUUCAAGAUUUAGCAUUGGCAGCAGUUUCAGAAGAUUAUCUGAUAAAAGCAAGAAGGAAGAAAAAUUGCCUAUACGAGAAAUUGUCGAUGAUUAUGACGAAAAAGACAAGAAAAUUCUUCACAAAUUCAAUCACAAAAUAACUGUGUUCGAUGUUAUGUUGAAGAAUCGUUGGAGCAACGUAAGUUCUUCCGACCUAAUGUUCUUGAAUUCGGAGAUGCUUAACGACACAUCCAGUCGAAGAUUUUCUCCUUUGGAUUCGAGAAACGAGCCAAAAAAAUCCAUGGAAACCAAAAAUAUGGUUGAGGAAGAAAGUGAACAGAUCAUAAAUAUAAAGAUGGAGAUGGAAAGAAAAAGAGUUUUCGAGGAAAAAUUCAAGCAGAGUGAUUAUUCCUUUCCAUUUCCCAGUUUUCCUACAACCUCAGAUGAAUCCAAACAGAACUCAGGAUUCGGGUCGAAAAUUUCGAAUUCAGACAAGAGAUCAACGUCUGAAAUAACAGUUCAUCAAAGAUUCAAUGAUAGAGUUUCUUCUUACGUUCAAGAAAAUAAUUUUAAGGAGGAAAAUUUGAGAAGAAUAUGGCUGCCUAUUGUCAAAAAAACAGUUCAGUGGUUUGCAAGUAGAGAAAAAAGGGCUUCACAGUCACAAUCUACAACCUCAAGAGAGAGGUUAAAUUUGUAAAUUAAGACAGUGGAAUUUAUUUAAUUUAGUUAGGGUUUUAAAA